Exserohilum turcica Et28A is the source of this 1432-nucleotide messenger RNA. RefSeq lists its product as uncharacterized. The record is from RefSeq and is a predicted model, not a curated record. Bases 234 to 1154 code for a protein of 306 amino acids. The transcript is spliced from 4 exons. NCBI's taxonomy places the organism in Eukaryota, Fungi, Ascomycota, Dothideomycetes, Pleosporales, Pleosporaceae.
AUCGCCAGUCCCAUUUCCCUUAUCUGUUUGCGUUGCAACGGGCGAUAAGGGGUUCUGCUAAACAAAGCCACGCACGAACCUUCCGUCAUAUCAGCCAGCUGGGAAACGCGGCGGCCUGUGCCUGUGUCACCGCUCCUUCGCUUGGCUUUUCACCAGCCUGUAAAAAUAACGCGCUCCGUGCGCCAGAUUCCCACCCCAGGCCUCUAGCCUUUUAAACUUCUCCCACGUCCAUCAUGGCCACGCAUCACGUUCGUCACCUGUCCCAUCAGUCCAAGAAGUCGCUGCCAGCGCACGCACGGCCCGCCCGGCCUCUGUCAAAGCGCACGCAAUCCCACGGCUCCAAGGCGGCCCCUCUCAAAGCCACUCCCUGCAAAGAGGCCGACAUUGUCGACGACGACGAAGACUCGAUGGCCGUGAGCUUCCUGAACUACUGCACCGUUUGCGAGAAGCAAAUUGUGGUUCCCAGUAACUCGGUGCUCUACUGCUCCGAAAGCUGCAAGAAGAAGGACUCGGAGAAGACGCUCGACUACUACUACUACGACCACUACUCGCCCCCCACGACGCCCUUUGCCGCCUGCUCCUUUGACGACCUGGUCUUCCGCGACAUUGUCCCCCAGCGCUCGCCUACCCAGUCCGACUCCAAACGCUCGUCAUGCACCUUCUCCGACAUCUCGUCCGACGACAACACGGACGAGCGCCAUCACUCGGAUGCCUCAAAGUACCUGCGCAAACUCCACUUCACCCCUGCCUACCUCCCUGACACUGCCCGCCCCUACCGACCCCGUUACAGCCGUGCAUCCACCUCGCAAUUCAGCCUUAGCGCCGCUCCUUCGUUGUCUCACACGCCGGCUUCAUCCGUAAGCUACUCGCUGCCAUAUACGCCCGCCACCACGCGCCCUCUUCCCCCCAGGACCAAGCCCUCGGGCAAUGGAUCCUAUGGUGCUGCAAAGUCAAUCGACCUGGUCAUGCCCGUCACCGCCCCUUCGAGUCCCAAGUCUCCCAAGUCCUACUCGCACAAGUCGCCGGCCGUAUCAAGGACCUCGAUAAGCACCAUCGAGGGGGAAAUCGUCUACGCAAAGUCACCCGUCCCCGAGCCUUCCGUCGCCAGCGGCAGCCUCGGUCGAUUACUUGCCUCAUCACCUCGCAAGGCCUAGGCCCCCCCUUAACCUACUACGAUUCGUUUUUGUGUUUGUCCACUUGGGCUCUAUUUUUUUGGUUUUGUUUUAAUAGACCAUGACCACAAGGUCAUCUGCUAUGCAGGACGUAGCCCCUUAGAGGUUUAUGAAAGGCGGUCCCAUAAUCCUCUUGCACUCAAAAGUUUUACUAGCAAUAUACCAAGAAUUUUGUUUUUUGUUGUUUGUUUGAUAGAUACCUUGCUACCUAGAUGAGGGUAGUGAAUGAUGACGGAAAGGAAGCGGUGGAGUAGAUAGAU